Messenger RNA from Pygocentrus nattereri (red-bellied piranha), 2189 nucleotides. Its product is annotated as C-X-C chemokine receptor type 1-like. Gene Ontology annotation, molecular function: C-X-C chemokine receptor activity. Gene Ontology annotation, biological process: immune response; G protein-coupled receptor signaling pathway; neutrophil chemotaxis. The record is from RefSeq and is a predicted model, not a curated record. The transcript has 2 exons. Gene Ontology annotation, cellular component: membrane. The coding region runs from base 15 to 1124 and encodes 369 amino acids. NCBI's taxonomy places the organism in Eukaryota, Metazoa, Chordata, Actinopteri, Characiformes, Serrasalmidae.
AGUUGAAGGAAGCAAUGGAAGGCCUUAGGCAUUCAGUUUCAAAUAAGGAGUUCUCUGACCUUAUCAGUGAUAUUUAUGAAGAGCUCAACAUCACUGAUGAUAACACCUCCUUCAUGCUGGAUCAUGCCCUGCCCUGUGAAGGCCAGCGAUUUUCCCCAGCAAUGCACAUCUUUUUCUGCAUCUUCUACCUGAUGAUCUUCAUGGUGGCCAUCCCUGGUAACCUGGUGGUGAGUUUGGUGGUGAGCUCCAGCCGGCAUAAGCUCAACCCGUCUGACCUGUUCCUUUUCCACCUGGCCCUGGCUGACCUGAUGCUGGCCUUGACGCUGCCCCUGUCAGCUGUGUCCACCUUGCAAGGCUGGGUUUUUGGGAAUGCUGUCUGCAAGCUGGUCAGGAUGGCUCUGGAAGUUAACUUCUACACCGGCAUCCUUUUUUUGGUCUGUAUUAGUGCUGACCGUUACAUGUUGGUUGUGCAUGCCACCACAGAGAGCAGGGUCAGGAACCAAGGACGCUGGCCCACUAGCUGGAUCACCUGUGUCUCUGUCUGGACACUGGGGUUGCUGCUAUCUAUCCCUGCAGCCAUCUACAAUGAAGCCUACAAUUUCGAAGACGUUGAUUCCAAAACACAGUGUGGAGAACGCUACUCCACCGCUAGAUCCUCUGAGUGGCGGUUAGCCACACGCAUGCUCCGUCACUUGCUGGGCUUCUUGCUUCCCCUGGGUGCCAUGUUGGGCUUCUAUGGCAUUACCAUAGCCCGGCUGGUACAGACCCGUGGGUUUCACAAGCAGAAGGCCAUGCGGGUCAUCAUCGCCGUGGUGGCAGCCUUUUUGCUCUGCUGGUGCCCCUACCACGUUGCCAUGAUUGUGGACACACUGGUGAGGGCGAAGUUGGUGGACUCAGGCUGCCAAAAGAGAAGAGAGACUGACAAUGCUCUCCUUGCCACCCAGAGCCUGGGCUUGCUCAACUGCUGCAUCAACCCUGUGCUGUAUGCCUUUGUGGGAGAAAAGUUCAGAAGGAACCUAAUGAGGCUGCUAGGCAAAAGAGGUGUGCUGGAGAGAGAGUCAUCGUCCAGGUUCAGCCGGUUAACCUCCACCACCUCACAAGAUGCUAACAAUGCUUUCAUGUAACUGCCCUUCUGAGACUACAGAGAAAGCAAGAGCUCAGUAACAUCUAUUGUUAAAAUUACAUAUACAUAUGUGUGUGUGUGUGUGUGUGUGUGUGUGUGUGUGUGUGUGUGUGUGUGUGUGUGUGUGUGUGGUUAAAGCCAUUCAGGGUGGUUUCAUGUGAACUGCACUGUUGUGGAGAAUUAUUCACAGUGGUGGUGAGAGGAUAUAAGUGUAUGAGGAGUUUAAUGCCUCUGAAAGCUCCCUAAUAAAAUGCAUUACAUGAAAUGGUUACAAAUAGUGUAUCUAAUAAUCGAGACACUGUUUUAUGAAAUUGUUUAGAAAAUAGCAGAGCGGUAGGCAAUGCAAGGCAAGUUGUAUCCAGAUGUACCACUAUUUUCUCAGAGGUAAACCAUGUCUAUUAGAGCUAGGCUUUCAAUUUGGGCAAUAUAUGUAAAAACAUGAGGAAAACCCAUUUCGAUGCUACUGCUUAAUUCUGCUUGCAUCCCUAAAAGAUUCCUGUAAGAUUCAUGAACACCUUCUGACGGAGCACAUUUUGGCGCCAGAAUGUAAAUGCUGCAGCACUGAAAAGUGGAACAGAAAAUUCAUUGGCACUGUAACUGCUGUACAGCUGGGAUAGAAAACAGAAGACUUUUGAGUUUCAUUAGAAACUUGCGACAGACACAUUACCAUCUAUUUUACUUUGUAGCAGUUUCAGAGAAACUCUUUCAGGAGAGCGGCUGGUGUAGAACUUUUCCAUUUCUAACAACUCAUUAAUUAAGUGGCCUCUUGUGUUCUCAGUCAGUGAUAUAUCUGGGACUUCCAGAAGGCUCAGAGUGAUGUUUUUUCUCUUGAUAUUGUUCCCACCCAUUGUAAACCAAAAUGUGAUUGGUUGGUUCCAAUCAUUUUGUAAAUAUACUAGUAGUUGAUCUAAGGCUUUCUAACAACUCUUCAGUUCUUGGAGUCCUCACCAAUAGGAGAGCUCGUUUGACUAUAUGUACCUAGAUGCCACGAAGACAAACAACUCCUAAUAGGCUGCUUUUCUACUCUGUGUUUUGAUUCUGUUGAAUAAAAAUGAACUAAAAAUGA